Sphenostylis stenocarpa is the source of this 774-nucleotide messenger RNA. The record is from the annotation of a GenBank genome assembly. Lineage: Eukaryota; Viridiplantae; Streptophyta; Magnoliopsida; Fabales; Fabaceae.
AUGUUAUUUGGGUGCAGAGGAGUUGCUGUUAAGGAUCCAUCUGCUCCCUAUGGUGUUAAGCUUUUGAUUGAAGAUUAUCCUUAUGCUUCUGAUGGGCUAGAGAUAUGGGAGGCUAUCAAGUCUUGGGUGGAAGAAUAUAUCUUAUUCUACUACAAGACAGACGAGGCACUUCAGCAGGACCCCGAACUCCAAGCUUGGUGGAAAGAACUUGUUGAGGUGGGUCAUGGUGAUUUGAAAGAUAAGCCAUGGUGGCCAAAGAUGCAAACUCGUGAAGAAUUGGCUCAAGUCUGUACUACCCUCAUUUGGAUUGCUUCAGCCCUUCACGCUGCUGUUAACUUUGGACAAUAUCCAUAUGGUGGUUUAAUCCUUAACAGGCCAACUAUUAGCAGAAGAUUCAUGCCUGAGAAAGGUUCUGCUGAGUAUGUUGCAUUGGGUAAGAACCCUGAGAAGGAGUUUUUGAAAACUAUUACUGGCAAGAAAGAGACCCUCAUUGACCUUACGGUUAUAGAGAUCUUGUCAAGGCACACAUCUGAUGAGUUCUACCUUGGGGAGAGAGAUGGUGGUGACUAUUGGACUUCUGAUGCCGGGCCAUUGGAGGCCUUUAAGAGGUUUGGAAAGAAGCUUGCAGAGAUAGAACAAAAGCUUGUUCAGAAGAACAACAAUGAGACAUUGAGAAACCGCACUGGACCGGCUAAAAUGCCUUACACUGUGCUCUAUCCUUCAAGUGAGGAAGGGUUGACUUUCAGAGGAAUUCCCAACAGUAUCUCCAUCUAA